UCCCUGACGUGUUUCUUCUUCACUGCAGCCUUUACAGCAAAUGUGGGGUUGUCCCCACAAGUUGUACCUGUCAGACUGGUUCGCCUGCGGCAGUCUGGCAACUACUCUGCAUACUUUAACAAAUCUCUUCAAUGCUGGAGAGAGUGCUUAGGCACGGACAGAGACAAACUGUAUGUACUGAAUGGCGGACUGUCGCGAGCUAGAAAAUUGUAAUAACACGUUUGAUCUACACCUGAAGACGAAAAAUAAUUAUACUGAGCCUUCUCAAGCGGGCAAACAUUUGUGGCCCAGACCACUAGCUAGAAAAUGGACUCUGAUGCUGCUGCUUGGCACUUCGCUACUCUACUGUGCGAGGAUGGCCAUGCCCGUCUGUGCUGUCUCUAUGGCGGCAACAUUUCACUGGAGCAAGACAGAGAUGGGCCUGGUUCUCGGAGGCUUCUACUGGGGCUACUGUUUAACACAGAUCCUGGGGGGACACGCCAGUGACAAAGUUGGAGGAGAGAGGAUCUUAUUCUUCUCAACAGCCUCCUGGGCUGUGAUCACAGCCGCUACGCCUCUACUUGGACAUUUUCAACUUCACUCUGUGACUGCCAUGACAUUAGGAAGAUUCCUUAUGGGACUGUUACAGGGUGUCUUCUAUCCCUCUGUGUCCAGCCUUUGCUCUCAGCGUGUUGUGGAAGAAGAAAGACCUUUCUUGAUAAGCCUUGCCGGAAGUGGUUGCUAUCUUGGAACAUUGGUGGUUGGAGGGGCUGGUUCCCUUUUGCUAGACUGGUACGGCUGGGAGAUGGUCUUCUAUGCCACUGGUUUACUGGCUGGACUCUGGGCAGUCAUCGUGUGGCAGUAUCUUUUGAAAGGGCAGCUGCUUCCAAAAAAUCUACUCUCAAGUAAGGUUUCAUACCGGAGCUUCUCCAGAUUCCGUUGGCUGGGCUUUCUGAAGAAGAGACCUGUGUGUGCCAUGGUGUUCGCUCACAUGUGUCACGGCGGCACUUCUUACACGCUGCUCUCCUGGCUGCCCGCAUUCUUCAAAGAUAGCUUCCCAGAUGCUACGGAAUGGGUGUAUAAUCUAAUCCCGUGGCUUGUUGCGCUCCUGUGUUCCUUGUGUGGAGGAUACCUUACAGAAUUCCUCAGCAACAGAGGAUAUUGUCGGACAUCUGUAAGGAAAAUAAACCAGUCCCUAGCCAUGGGCCUGUCGAGUGUGUUCAUCCUCCUCCUGUGUAGUCCUAUAUCCUUCCCCUCCACCUUGCUGUCCAUCUCUGCCGUCCUGGGCCUCAGCACCUUCAGCAGCAGCGGCGUGUCCGUCAACGUGCAGGACCUCGCCCCAUCGUACGCCGGCGCUCUCUAUGGUUUCAUGAAUAUGUGCAGUGCCUUCAUGGGUGUAGUGCUGGUUUCCUUCUCUGGCUACCUGAUCGAGAUGAGGUCCUACGCGUUGGUCUUCAGCCUCUUGACCCUUUUAAAUAUCACAGGCCUCGGAUGUUUCCUCCUGCUGGGAGACACCAAACGGGUGGACCUGGAGGACAACCUCAGACUCACUGUCAUCUGAUCCUCUCGUUUGAUUGGGUAUCCUAUUUUUAUAUUGGUGAAUACUUUUUUCUAUAGUGAGAUGAACCGCACAAAUCUCAAUAUUUAUAAAUGUCUAAUAUAAUACAUGUGUAAAUGGUGCUAUUCAUGUUUUUUCUAUGCAAGAACAACCUCAAAGUAAUUGCAAUGGAUAGGGAUUCAUAGGGAUUGUCAUCAGGGAAUAUAACAAUUAAGUAUUUUUUAUAUUCCAUCACCAUAAAAUGGAACAGAAUACAAUAGAAACUAAAUGUUAUCUCUAUUUCAUUCUACUGUGUCAAAUGUCUACUCGGACACAAGACAUGCACAAAAUGCACUGACCAGUUUGAGUUUUAUCAGACUAAGGCUUGCUUACAGGGAUAUUUUUUAUGCAUGUUGAUCAUACCAAUGCACUUGCAACCAACAAUCUCUUCCGACGGGAGGGCCUAUUGUGUGCUUCACUCUUCCUAUGAAAUAGAAGGUGAUUCGGUCACUAGCCUCCACCAAUUACGUAAAUUGUACGUCUGUAAUUACCGGGAAGAUUGAUGCUGAAUAUUCUAAGGUUUAACUGUCAUCUGCCUGCUGGUCUUCACAGAUGAAAGUUUCACUAGCAGAUGUAUGAUCUGAAGAGAAACAACUAAGUGCGCAGCAUCAGCUGGCGUAAUUGUGUUGCAUAGGAAUUCUCCUUUGAGACAAUGUUUUCAAGUCAAUCAGAUGUAGCAUUCAUGUUGUUGAUUGCAGACUGGAUAGUAUAUUUUGUUGGAUUGUGUAUGUAAAAAUAAAAAAAGACUUCACUACUGACCAAUGUGUGAUGAAGUCAAAACGAAAGAAUGGUCUAGUAAAAUAAACUAUAGAUAAAAUGUUAUAUAAUAUGGAAAUAUAUAUUCUAUGAAAAUAAUAUACAUUUAUAUUGAUAAUAACUAUACUGAUAGUCUGGUUGCCAAGGGGGUUAACCUCACAGUUGGGUAUAAACAAAGCUUUAUUGCAUUUUCUUGUUGUUUUAUAUUUACUCAUUCAGAAUCAAGACGAUGCAACUUUCACAAAUAUUGCUAAAAAACAACAGAACAUUAUAAAACUAAAAAUAAUAGUUAAUUCAUAUCUAUGACACAACUUAGUUAUUUAUAAUACAUUUAUUGGAAAGAUAUUUGACCUUGAGGUUUUGAAGGUCAAAGUGGAUUACAAAUGGCCAUGAUAUAUUAUUCAAUAUUUUCUAAUUGACACUCAAAGUGAAGACAACAAAGUCAUAAGAACUUGCUAUUUUUAACCAUUGAACCAUUACAAACAAAUCGUUUCAUCACUUUCUCAGUAAUAAACAAAGAAAAUAAAAAUGACAGUAAAAUUGUAGAGUACAUCUACAUUUCAUCGUCACUCUCAUCCAAAUCUGAACAUGAAUAAAGCUGACUGGCUGAUUUAGUGUGAGGAUUUUGACAGACAUCAUUUCCCUCACAUUUACAAUAUGAUGUACAAGACAAGCCAACCCCCACAGCAGCUACAAUUUUGAUUGAUCACCAAGUAAGUGCAAGCCUAGAUCAUGUAUUUUUUAACUAAGACAUUUCCCGCACCUGAAGGGGUAAGAUAUUGUGUCACCACCAGUGACGGUAUGCAUUCUGAGUAAAUCUUUACCAUUGAUUCUCUGCUGAAGCAUUUACGUCAAUAUAUUGCCCAUCACUCUUCAUCUCAAUGCCACUCUUACUGGCUUCCACUUCCAGUAAAAAUAUCAGAACAGAAGAAAAACAUCUGUGUCGUCAUAUCGAACCACUACUAAAGUUUGGACAUGACAAGCGUUUGCAUUUCCUCUCUCUUUCGUUGGACUUGAUGGAAUCAAUGUAUUUAUCAAAUAUGAUAAAGUCUUCAUUGGGUUUUACUGCAGCGGCUUCUCUGCUGUUAAAAUUCUCAAAUUUUCUGCAAGAGAUUUUACAGUCCCAUGUUUUGGCCCCUCAAUGCGAUGUAGCAACGUGUUCCCAUCUACUGCUUCGAAAU
Gadus chalcogrammus (walleye pollock) is the source of this 3513-nucleotide messenger RNA. Its product is annotated as solute carrier family 17 member 9-like. The transcript is spliced from 13 exons. The record is from RefSeq and is a predicted model, not a curated record. Gene Ontology annotation, molecular function: transmembrane transporter activity. Bases 182 to 1540 code for a protein of 452 amino acids. Gene Ontology annotation, cellular component: membrane. NCBI's taxonomy places the organism in Eukaryota, Metazoa, Chordata, Actinopteri, Gadiformes, Gadidae. Gene Ontology annotation, biological process: transmembrane transport.